AUGGUCAGCAUCUAUCCAGCCAAGCCAGGUCGCAUAGCUGCUCUCACGCUUCGACGGCGUCGCGAGCCACAGGUGGUCUUCUGCAAAGAUAUUGUCGUUUUCCGGAUCUUCCCGAAAAUCAUCGCCUCUGUCCCCAAGCGUAGCAGCUGUGCUACCAUUGCCUCUGAGUUGCCCUCGAGCAGCCACUCUUUGCGCACUUCGAAAGGUCAGCAGGUCAUCCGGGAUGCACUCCCUUCCGGUUCGUCGGCAACGCCCACAGCGGGGUUUCUCUUCGUCGCAUUUGAGGUGCCGUUGACGACAGGUCAAGCUGAACAGACUCCAUAUCAGACACAGAACCCAUAUGUAGCGCACAAAUGUGCUGGCUAUUGUCCUCACCAUCCAGUCCGGCCCCUUCUAUUCAUGAGCUGUGAGCCUGCUGUCGUCGGCAUUGGCAGCACACUUGACAUCUGA
Molecule: messenger RNA, 450 nt
Organism: Penicillium waksmanii
Lineage: Eukaryota; Fungi; Ascomycota; Eurotiomycetes; Eurotiales; Aspergillaceae
Exons: 2
Coding region: 1-450 (149 amino acids)
Source: RefSeq, a predicted model, not a curated record